Messenger RNA from Nematocida minor, 2163 nucleotides. Its product is annotated as coatomer subunit beta'. The record is from RefSeq and is a predicted model, not a curated record. Bases 1 to 2163 code for a protein of 720 amino acids. The transcript has a single exon. Gene Ontology annotation, biological process: intracellular protein transport; retrograde vesicle-mediated transport, Golgi to endoplasmic reticulum; endoplasmic reticulum to Golgi vesicle-mediated transport. Lineage: Eukaryota; Fungi; Microsporidia. Gene Ontology annotation, cellular component: COPI vesicle coat. Gene Ontology annotation, molecular function: protein binding; structural molecule activity.
AUGGAAGAAGGAAUUGCUGGAAGAUUUGAAAAGGCAAGAGUCAAACACGUAGUUGUGCACAAGAAAGAGCCGAUUGCUCUGGUUGUGCUGUACAGCGGAGAGUUUGAAAUGUGGAACACAAUAGGAAUGUCUCUAAUCAAAACAGGAAGCAUUGGAGAGAUUCCCAUAAGGGCAGCUGCCUUCAUCGAAGACAGGGAGUCAUUUGCCAUAGGAGGAGACGACGGAAUACUGCGCAUAUACUGCAUAGACACCUUCAAGCUCAAGCACAAAGUGCAGGCACACACGGACUUCAUUAGAAAUAUUUCUGUCCAUCCAAUACUUCCGUAUAUGGCAACGUGUUCAGACGACAUGCAGAUAAAGAUAUGGGACUAUUCGAAGGAGAUAUCUCUGAUCAAGACCCUGUCAGGGCACACACACUUUGUGAUGGCAAUGGACUUCUCAACAAAAGAUAGCAAGCUUCUGCUCUCCUGCUCGCUGGACCACAAUAUUAUCGUGUGGAACAUUGAAACAGGAGCAGCAGUUAGAACACUCAAAGGCACGCAGACAGCACUGAACACAAUAAAGUACAUCGGAGACAAGUUCAUUAUCAGCGGGGGAGAUGACGGGAAAAUAAACGUGUGGGAUGCAUCUACGUACGCUCUGAUAACGAGCGUAUUAGGGCACAUGGGGCCCGUUACUUCCAUCUACUGCACGGGAAGAGGCUUCAUCAGCGCAGGAGAAGACGGAUUGGUGAGAGAGUGGGACAAAAAGAGGUUCAGGCCAGAGACAUCCACGUCUGCGAGAGUGCAGAGGAUAUGGAGUGUGUGCUGCGUGCAGUCGGGCGACAUACUGGCAGGAGGAGACGAGGGAAUUUCAUUCAUCAAACAGAUGAAAAGCCCAGUGAUGCACAACUUUAUACCAAUGGAGAAGGAAGGAAGAAUUGUCAUUUCUGAAAAUACAAACUUGGUGCAGAUUAAAACGAGCAAUCCGUCAGCUGCAAAAAAAAUAACGACUUUAUCGUACGUGCCAGACCGCGUGGGACUGUCUGGGAAUGGAAGGUACCUUGCAGUUGAGUCAGACGGGAUGGUGUAUGUGUACACGGUUCUUGGCUUUUUGCUGCAGGUCUCCGUCCCUGGGAGCUCUCUCGUGUGGACAGGGCCUGAAGAGUUUCUUAUUCUGUACUCUGGGGGAAUAGUGAAGUACGCUGACUUUGAGGUGGAUGGAAAAGUGCAGAUAAACCCGCCGAUGGAAGAGAGCGAAGAGAUGAAGACAAUGAAGAAGGUGGAUGAUGACCACAUUUUUGUACGGACAGAAACAGCUGGAUACCUUAUCAGCCAUUUAGGGAAAGUUGUUCUGAAAAAAGCAGAUGUGGAGAGUAUAUACAAAUACGGGUCAAAGUAUGUGCUGAUCUACAGGAACAAGAUAGAGGUGAUGGUGGGAGAGACCGACGAGUCGCCUGUCUCGUACUCCUGCAGGGUAAACAGCUGGUGCGCUAAAAAGAAUGUUGUGUUCAUCCACACGGGAAGUAAGGUAAUUUAUUUUGUGAUGUCUAAUGACGGAAAAAAGCACGAGCUGUAUCCCGUGACAAUUGACUCGCUUGGAGGGAAUGGCGUGCUGCUGGGCGUAACAGAGAGCCUAUGGGCUCUUGAUGGAGGGAAAGUGUUUGACUUUAAGAUAGAGUGGGAGCUAGUGGAGUACCAAAGCAAGAUUAUCUCUGGAGAAGUGCCGCAGACAAUACCAAAGAAGUAUGCGAAGGAGUGCAUACACUUCCUGAUGGGAAUGAACAUGCUGGAAGAUGCGUACAAGCUAGCAGAUGAUCCAGACGAGAAGUUUGAGCUGCUGAUUAAGCUGGGAAAACUCAAAGAAGCCGUUGAAAUAUCAGACACUGAGGCAAAGUACUCGAGGCUGUGCAGUCUAUUCGUGAAGAGUGGAAAGAUAUUGGAUGCGCUAGAGUGUGCGAAGAAAGGCGUAUCGGUUGAAAAUGAGAUACUUUUGGCGUCGCUAUGCGAUAGAAUGGACGAUCUGAAGAACGCAGCAGUGAAGGCAUACGACCAGGGAAAGACUCUUGUGGCUCUGGCAGCUGGGUACAGAUCGGAGAACAUUGAAAUGUGCAGGAAAAUAUUCCAAGACACCGAGUUUGAGAAGCUCUUUAACAGAACACACGGCCCAAAAGAGACAAAAUGA